This is a messenger RNA of Danio aesculapii, 3302 nucleotides long. It is a transcript of the gene kpna5, whose product is annotated as karyopherin alpha 5 (importin alpha 6). The transcript is spliced from 14 exons. Gene Ontology annotation, molecular function: nuclear import signal receptor activity; protein binding. Gene Ontology annotation, biological process: NLS-bearing protein import into nucleus. Gene Ontology annotation, cellular component: nucleoplasm; cytoplasm; nucleus. The record is from RefSeq and is a predicted model, not a curated record. Lineage: Eukaryota; Metazoa; Chordata; Actinopteri; Cypriniformes; Danionidae. Bases 106 to 1725 code for a protein of 539 amino acids.
CCUCUCCCGUCGACGCCAUAUUGCCCUCAGCUGGAGGAACUCGGGAGGGUCUUGAGAGAAAUUUAAAAACACACGGCCAGUAUUUCUCUCUCCAGUCUACAACAAAUGGACGCAAUGGCAAGCCCAGGCAAAGAUAACUAUCGAAUGAAGAGCUACAAGAAUAAAGCCCUGAACCCCCAGGAAAUGCGGAGACGGAGAGAGGAGGAAGGGAUACAGCUCCGUAAACAGAAGAGGGAGGAGCAGCUGUUCAAGAGGAGGAAUGUGUCUCUACCACCUGGUGAAGAGUCCAUGCUUGAAUGCCCCAUUCAGGAUCCUGAUAUCAGCUCCACUGUACCUGUAUCAGGUGAAGGAGUCAUAACUCAAGACGUGAUUCAGAUGAUCUUCUCUGAGGAUCCAGACCAGCAGCUAAUAGCCACUCAGAAGUUUAGAAAGUUACUCUCUAAAGAGCCCAAUCCUCCCAUUGAUGAGGUCAUCGGCACACCUGGUGUCGUCAACCAAUUUGUUGAAUUCCUAAGAAGGAGUGAUAACUGCACACUGCAGUUUGAAGCUGCAUGGGCCCUGACCAACAUUGCCUCAGGGACCUUUCAACACACCAAGGUGGUCAUUGAGACUGGAGCUGUGCCCAUUUUUAUAGAGCUGCUCAACUCGGAGUAUGAGGAUGUACAAGAGCAGGCCGUGUGGGCGUUAGGAAAUAUUGCUGGCGAUAACGCAGAAUGCAGAGAUUACGUCCUCAACUGUGGCAUUUUGCCCUCUCUUCAGCAGUUGCUUGCAAAGUCAAAUCGUCUCACUACCACCCGAAACGCAGUGUGGGCCCUGUCCAACCUGUGCAGAGGGAAAAAUCCCCCUCCGGACUUCGCGAAGGUGUCACCCUGCCUGAGUGUGCUCUCCAGAUUGCUCUUUAGCAGCGAUCCUGACGUCCUCGCAGAUGCUUGCUGGGCUCUUUCAUACCUGUCAGACGGACCCAAUGACAAAAUCCAGACAGUCAUUGACUCAGGCGUGUGCCGCAGACUGGUGGAGUUGCUCAUGCACAGUGAUUACAAAGUGGUGUCUCCUGCAUUGAGAGCAGUGGGAAACAUUGUAACCGGAGAUGAUAUUCAAACCCAGGUGAUUCUGAACUGCUCCGCUCUGCCCUGCCUGCUCCAUUUACUCAGCAGUCCAAAGGAAUCCAUCAAAAAAGAGGCCUGUUGGACCGUCUCUAAUAUCACCGCCGGGAACAGAGCGCAAAUUCAGGCGGUGAUUGAUUCCAACAUAUUCCCAGUGUUGAUUGAGAUAUUGCAGAAAGCUGAGUUCCGCACCAGGAAGGAGGCUGCGUGGGCGAUAACCAACGCCACUUCAGGAGGCACUCCAGAGCAGAUCAGGUAUUUGGUCUCUCUCAACACAAUAAAGCCCAUGUGUGACCUGCUCACGGUGAUGGACUCGAAGAUCGUGCAGGUGGCUCUGAACGGUCUGGAGAACAUCCUCAGACUGGGAGAACAGGAGUCCAAGCAGAACGGAACGGGCAUCAACCCUUACUGUGCCCUCAUUGAAGAGGCUUACGGCUUGGACAAGAUUGAGUUCCUGCAGAGCCACGAGAAUCAGGAGAUUUACCAGAAGGCCUUUGACCUGAUCGAGCACUACUUUGGCGUGGAAGAGGAGGACGCCAGCAUCGUCCCGCAGGUGGAUCAGAAUCAGGGCCAGUACAUUUUUCAGCAGUCUGAGGGACCGAUGGAAGGCUUUCAGCUCUAACCUUCAUCCGUGCUCUAUUAGCCAAGCAUCCUCCAUCCUGCCCGGAGUCUCCUCUUUGUCCUCUGCAGCACAGGUGUCCAGCUCCAGAGACCCUGACACUCACAGCAGGGAAGACUCCUGCGCACCCCCAAAACGACCCACCUAAUCUUCCAUUUCCAUCCGGCCCCAUCUUCCAAGCUCCUUUAUCGAGAGAGAUCAUGCAGAAGGAAGGCAAAAGCUGUAGUCGAAGUCCUGUUUUGACAUACAAAAAGCAUCUUCUCAUUGUUGUUGUUAUUAUUGUUCUUAUUAGGCACUGGUGUCCUGCAAAGUAAACUUUACUCCAUAUCCCUUGAGAAAUGUGAAACUACCUCUUCAAUCAGAAAACGAAGUGUGUGACAGACACCCAGCCUUUAGCUCCGACAGUUCUCUGCUCUUGUGAAGUAAAUGCUUCUAUGCAAACAGUUGUGUGUUCCUGCGUGGCAGAAUUCACACAGUCUAACGUACUCUUUGGCCAGACAGAGUAAUGUAUUUGCAUUGAUACAUUUGCGUUUGGAUGAAUUCCCCGACUUUGUGUGCAAACGCGCCCAUCGUUCAUGUCGCACUGUGUUUGUUCACAGUGUAUCCCGAGGGCAUGUCAUGAUUAAUUACACUAUUUAUUCUGACGUUUUUGACCUGGGAGAUUCAGAGCCGUAUUUAUUGUGCUUUUUGGGAGGAAUCGGUCUGUUGUGUCCGACCAGGCCACUUCCUCUCAGCGCCCGCUUUGCUAAUGCUGUUAAAGCGUUAAAAGCGUUGCAUGCAAUUAUUUAAGUGUGGUCAUGUGAUCACUAAGAUGCAGUUGUUUGUAUGUAUGCGUAUCAUUGAGGGUAUGUUUUUUUUCUCAUCUCACCUGAAGGUGUUUUUUUUUUUGUGCGGACUGGCUUUAAACUGAUUUAUUUAAUGAUGGCAUUAGUGUUGAGAUGUAGUUAAAUGUGUAUAUUAUAUAUACAUUGAGGGUAGGAGGAGAAGGUUUUUCAGUGAAAUGGUCUUGGUGUGCAGUGAAAUAGUUGUGUAAGGAAAGCGUCUUUCGUUACAUUUGUUCAUUCAGAGAGCUUUUCUUCAUAUGUCCCCACUAGCGCUCACAUAUCUUUUCCUUUAAGGAAUUAUUUUAAUUCUUGUGAUUGUAAUUUCUUCCUUUAUUUUAAACGCUUCAUCUGAAUUUACAUGCAUUUGUAAUUCCUCUCAAGUCUUUUGUUUUUGGUGUGUUGAUUUACUUUGUUCAGCCCAUGACUUGCACCCAUUUUUUUUGUUUUAUUGAUUGACCCAAAUAAGAGUUAUAAUAAGGAAAAUUCAUUAUAUUUACAAAGGAAAGAAAUCAUUGAGAUUGUAAAAUGAAACUUUAUCAAGCACAUUGGAUUGUGUAUAGUUUUGUAAAAUUUCUCAUGUUUGUACAAUGUUUUCUAAGUUUGGGUUGUUUUUUUCGCAUCAGGAGAAACCCAUCUGUGUUUUAAGUUAUCAUUGGUACAAACCAACAGUAUAGAGGAGAUCAUUGCUUUCCUCGAGGACAAAUGCUGAUAAUGUGUGAAAUGUAGAUGAAUAAAAUAUUCUGUUACACAUUUAAA